AUGGUAUUUUCUCAUGAUCCCGCCUCCCGCCCUGCAGACGACCCCUUCGAGAAGAAGCCGGUAACCGACUAUCUUCAAGACCAGAGCCCGUCGCUCGGCGAGAACGAUGAGAUCGACUGGACUGCUGAGGAGGAGAAGAAGCUGUUCAACGUUGGCCAACAGCUGCUCUCGGCCGGCAUCGUCAUCUUGGAGAUCCCAAGCAACCUUAUUCUCUACCGGAUCGGCCCGCAAAAAUGGAUCAGUGGCCAAAUCUUUGCCUGGGGGCUUGUUGCGACGUUCCAAGCCUUCCAAAAGGGUCUGGCAGCUUUCAUGGUUACCAGAAUUCUGCUUGGCUUAUGUGAGGCUGGCUUCAUCCCUGCCGGUCUUUACACAAUCUCCAUGUUUUACAAGAGAAAUGAGACGAGCAAACGCUUCUCCAUCUUCUUCCUGGGUAAUUUAACUGCUGUUGCGAGCAGCGGCCUGAUUGGCUAUGGAAUUCUGCAUAUGAGAGGAGUAGCAAACCUUGCCGGUUGGCAGUGGCUUUUCAUUAUCGAGGGGCUCUUCACCUGCAUGGUCGGGGUUCUGUUCGCUGUCCUAUUCCCCAAGAGUCUUUUCGAGCCCAAGAGCGCUUUUGGAUUCCGCUACUUCACCGAGCGCGAAGCCGACAUCCUCCGCCGCCGAAUAAUCUUCGAUGACCCGCGCAAACUGCAGAAAAAGAAGUGGAUUGACUGGGCAGAGCUGCGUUAUGCUCUUUCGAACUGGAAGGUGUAUCCCCACCUCCUGCUCACACUGACAGCCAUCGCGCCCAACAACACGCUCAACUCAUACGCGCCCACGCUCGUCAGCUCCUUCGGCUACGGCCGGCUGGUCUCCAACGCGCUCGUCUCGGUCGGCGGCUGGAUCGCGCUGGUCAUGAACGUCUGCUGGGGCCUGAUGGCGGACCACUUCGGGCAGCGCGGUCCGCUCGUGCUGCUCGGCGUGCUCAUCUGGUGGGCCGUCACCAUCGCCAACCGCGCCCUCAUCCACAGCGAAGAUAACCACGCCCGCUACGCCGUCCUCACCCUCGCCCUCUCCUUCUCCAUGACCUACCACGCCGUCAACGGCUCCUGGCUCGCCCUCAACGCCCGCACCGCCGGCGAGCGCAGCAUCACCAUGGCCCUCUUCAUCAUGGCCGCCAACGCCGCCGGCAUCGUCGGCGGCCAGCUGUUCCAGAGCAGCGACAAGCCGCUGUACGAGACGGGAUGGACCUCCAUUGUCGCCCUGACCAGCGUCGGCCUGGUCUUUGCCGUGCUGGCCAAUCUGCAGUACUGGUGGCUGAACAGGAAGAUCAAGAGGAGGGAGAGGCAGAUUGCCAUGGCCGGCGAGGGCAUCGUGCAGGAGGGUGAGGUGCAUCGGUACCACCAAUAG
This is a messenger RNA of Lasiodiplodia theobromae, 1386 nucleotides long. Its product is annotated as MFS transporter. The transcript has 7 exons. Gene Ontology annotation, biological process: transmembrane transport. Bases 1 to 1386 code for a protein of 461 amino acids. Lineage: Eukaryota; Fungi; Ascomycota; Dothideomycetes; Botryosphaeriales; Botryosphaeriaceae. Gene Ontology annotation, cellular component: membrane. Gene Ontology annotation, molecular function: transmembrane transporter activity. The record is from RefSeq and is a predicted model, not a curated record.